This is a messenger RNA of Oncorhynchus mykiss (rainbow trout), 3522 nucleotides long. The record is from RefSeq and is a predicted model, not a curated record. NCBI's taxonomy places the organism in Eukaryota, Metazoa, Chordata, Actinopteri, Salmoniformes, Salmonidae.
ACUACCUGCAUCACAAUUUGCCUGAUUUUAGUCCAUAUGUAGGCAACAGGUACAAAUAUGGACUAGCCUUCAUAACUAAUAAUAAUGGAGGCUACAGAUGUAUUAGCGAUUAGGCCAUAUCAGGACCACAAUAUGACAUAACCCAGCUGCAGCCAAUUAUGCAAAGCAUGCCUUUCUCAGAUGCAGGUGGUAGCUAAAGUACUCAGGCCCCUAUUAAAUCCAACUCCACUUCCUCCCUUACCUUCACUGAGCUCAACUGUAAUUAAUAGGCCACCUGACUGCAGGCGUUCAGCUUGAACAAGCCCUUUGGUUUGCACAGCUGUGGUGAACCAUGAGAGAGGAGAAAUAGUUGAUCACAUUCUGUGUUCUUUUUUAAUACAUGCUCUUAUGGAUAAUUUAUUGACCAUGGUUUGGCUUAGACUUCAAUUUGUCCUGCCAUUGCUGACUCUUGUAAGCGUCAGCUGUUCUGGAAUAAGAUAGCUGAGAUUGAUAAUGAUCCUUGUUGAGGCCUGCCUCUCUCAGCCCCGUCUGACCCUAUAGUAAAGUGACACCACCAGACACUAUCUGCGAUCAAGAGGGAGCAGCGCAUCACAGCCUCUUCGGGUGUGAGGGGCCACAGAGAGAGUGUGAGACUUGGAGGUAUAGGGUUCCACUGACUGCUUACGAAGUAUAUUGGUCAACAUUAACAGAAGAUGGAUGAUAUGAAUGGCUUCAUCAUCAAUGAAAUAUGACAUGAUCUGGACAGUAUGUAUCACUAUACUGUAUUGUGUAAUUAGAUAUCAUGAUAUACUGGAUUAUAGAGGUUGUUGUAUUGUUUUGGCUCAUUGCAACUUCUACCUGGAACGUCAUUGACCUUGACAGCCUAUAUCCUCCGUUAGAUUAGACUGUGUCCAUGACUCACACCUGUUUGUUUGCUUUCCCCGUCUCUCUAGAGAAGACCACGAGACAGGGAGGUGAAGGAGAAAUGGUGUGAUGCACCUUUAACAGUAGAGGUCCUAGAAACUGCAGCUAGCUUAACUAGAUUAGAGUUAAUUCGAUUGGAGGACGUCUUGUGAUGGCUCUGUAGAUGUGCCCUAAUCAGCAGGAAGACAAGGAGGAGGAGAGGGAUGAAGGCUCACAUUUUAACAUUCAUAUAUGGACAAUGGUGUGGCCUUUGUCACUGUUAUAAGCCAAGUCAGAGUGAGAGUACUCCAUACAAGGAGCCAAGAGGUCCGUUUGGAUUCGUAUUCCACAGAUCGUUUUCUUGCCCAACAUCAUGACGGAACACCAGGAGCAGAAUGAAGAGGGAGUCCUCAUCUCAACACAGGACCUGGAGACCUCAAAACACCAGGAUACUCAAGGAGGCCAUCCACAAUUCAGGUUGAUUGACGACCUAUCAUAUGAAGAUGUGAAGAAAUGCUACAGGGGUUCGACUGUCAGCAAGUACAACUCGCAGUACCACAAACUCUUCCAGUGUGUUCCGAAGGACGAGAUCCUAAUGAAAGUAUACUCCUGCGCUCUGCUCCGAGACAUCCUGCUGCAAGGACGUCUUUAUAUCUCUAGGAACUGGCUGUGUUUCUAUGCCAACCUCUUUGGCAAGGACAUCAAGGUUGCUAUCCCCGUGGUCUCUGUGAAGCUGGUAAAGAAGCACAAAACAGCAGGUCUGGUGCCCAACGGCCUAGCCAUCACCACAGAUACCAGUCAGAAGUAUGUCUUUGUGUCUCUGCUGUCCAGGGACAGUGUGUAUGAUGUGCUCCGGAGGAUCUGCACACACCUUCAGGUCAAUGGGAAGAGUCUGAGCUUGAAACACUACAUGGAGGUUCCCCAUACCUUAUCUCUGGAUGAGUUCCCGGUGGCGGAUGAGUUCCCAGGGGCGGAUGAGUAUCCUCCGGUGCUGAAGUGGAGGAGAAAACCCUCUGUGGUGUCCGUGUCCUCGUCCCUCCCUGACCUCCUGGGUAGCUCCACCGGUAGCCUGACUGCGGUGGACUCCUCCUUCCAGACAGACCAGCCUCUGGAAGACCGGGACUUAGAGACAGAGAAGAUCCUACUAACAGAGCCUGUUCCAGAGCUGGGCCCGAUGGAAUAUCAGCUUCUCAAGUUCUUCAUCAUACUAAUCAUCCUCCUCAUCCUGUCUUCCUGUUACCUGGCCUUCCGUGUCUGCAGCCUGGAGCACCAGCUGUCCUUCCUCAACAACCCAACACGCCCCCCCCGAGAGAGGAUUUUACUUCACUGUAGACUAGAAGAGGGCAAACCCCCAACUCCACCAUUUUGUUGUAGGUGAAAGACAAUGGCAGGUGAAAGACAAUGGCAGGUGAAAGACAAUGGGCAGGCUGAUUGAAGAGCCAGAAAACUACACUCAAACCAAUUGUGGAUGGACUGAAAAGCCCGGGAUUGGUGGAAAUGGCUGGGAGUCAGGACUGGGAAGGACUCUGAUUGGUGGAGGGAUUGGUCUGAUUGUUUUGAAGAUUUCUGGACAUGUUCACCAACAUUAGAGUCAACUGUGUUUUUUCCCUCCUGUCAACUCAACCAGGAAUGAACUACAGGACUUCAGAGAAAAGUCAAAACCAGUCAUCUUUCAGAAAUAUAUAUAUAUAUAUGGUACUUUCAAGGAAAGGAUUUGGAUGCAUUAACACAGUGACAGUGGAAGAAGCCAAUAUCGUUGGCUUUACAGAAUUAAAAAAAAAUGCCUAUAUGAACUUAGGAGGAUCAGUCUACUAUUUCAAAUGGUUAUCAUCAUCAAUGAAGUCUAACUAUGUUGCCAUUCUAACAGGCAUGUUAUUCCUGGUAAACGGUGCAAUACAAUUAUGCAAAGUAUCCAGCCUAGACUGACUUUUUAAAUGUUGAAAUAUUGUCCUUUAACUCUGUGUUAUCAUGGCACCACCGGCAUAUGUUUACCAUAAUGGGUAGGAUGGUACUCUUUCAUGUCCCAAAAAUAUUGUUUAGUAUAACAUCUUGUCUUUUGUUUUCAUUUGUAUAAAUGCCAGUUGUCAGCUUUGUAUUGUAAGCUACCUUUAGCCAGACACAAUGUGUCACAGUGAGUGAUCAGUCUCCUAUCGAAAUACUGAACACAGUCGUCUGAAUGAGUAAACAAUGAAGACAUUGACUGAAGUGAAAAAUAAGAAAAUUAUGUUUUCUUUAUUACACUGUAAACUUAAAAGUUAAAUCUGCAUUUCAGUCAGCAAGAAAACUAGCCAAAGAUUUCUAGUCCUUUUACUCAGAAUGUCUGAACAGAUGCAUUAGGAACAAACACACCCCACUUUGAUUAUUACAGUAAUAUUGUUGAGGAAACAGAGCUGCAGUAUGUAGGGUAUACUUUACUACUGUAACCAUUAGUAUGUCUUAUCUGGUCUGUUUUGGGUCUAAACACAUUUGCAGCUAUGUAAUAGUGGUCACUGAUAUUCAGUCAAUGGUGAAAGAACAAACUGUCCCUGUAGACUCUGAGAACAGAUGAACCCUGUAGCACCCCUGAACAACCCAUUACAAGACUAACACUGUACAACAUAACUGUGAAGGUUACUAAUAAACAGCCAUUUGAUCUUGAGA